AUGGCCUCUAAGCGUUCAAGUGAAAGGAAGAGCCGCACGUCUCUCACUUUGAGUCAAAAGAUAGAAAUGAUCAAGCUGAGUGAGGAAGGCCUGUCGAAAGCCGAGAUUGGCCGAAAGCUAGGCAUCCUGCGCCAAACAGUCAGCCAAGUUGUGAACGCAAAGGAAAAGUUCUUGAAGGAAAUCAAAAACGCUACCCCAGUGAACACGCGGAUGAUAAGAAAGCGAAACAGCCUGAUUGCUGAUAUGGAGAAAGUUUUAGUGGUCUGGAUAGAGGAUCAAACCAGCCACAACGUUCCCUUAAGCCAAAGCCGAAUCCAGAGCAAGGCCCUAACUCUCUUCAAUUCUAUGAAGGCUGAGAGAGGUGAGGAAGCGGCAGGAGAAAAGUUUGAAGCUAGCAGGGGUUGGUUCAUGAGGUUUAAGGAAAGAAGCCGUCUCCAUAACGUUAGAGUGCAAGGUGAAGCAGCAAGCGCUGACGUGAAAGCUGCAGCAAGUUAUCCAGAAGCUCUAGCUAAGAUAAUUGACGGCGGUGGCUACACUAAACAACAGAUUUUCAACGUAGACGAAACAGCCUUAUAUUGGAAGAAGAUGCCAUCUAGGACUUUCAUAGCUAGAGAGGAGAAGUCAACGCCUGGCUUCAAAGCUUCAGAGGACAGGCUGACUCUCUUGUUAGGGGCUAAUGCGGCUGGUGACUUUAAGUUGAAGCCGAUGUUUAUUUACCAUUCCGAAAAUCCUAGAGCCCUGAAGAAUUAUGCUAAAUCUACUCUGCCUGUGCUCUAUACAUGGAACAGCAAAGCUUGGAUGACAGCACAUCUGUUCACAACAUGGUUUACCGAAUAUUUUAAGCCCACUGUUGAGACCUACUGCUCAGACAAAAAGAUUCCUUUCAAAAUAUUACUGCUCGUUGACAAUGCACCCGGUCACCCAAGAGCUCUGAUGGAGAUGUACAAGGAGAUUAAUGUCAUUUUCAUGCCUCCUAACACAACAUCCAUUCUGCAGCCUAUGAAUCAAGGAGUAAUUUUGACUUUCAAGUGUUAUUAUUUAAGAAAUAUAUUUCGUAAGGCUGCAGCUGCCGUAGAUGGUGAUUCCUCUGAUGGAUCUGGGCAAAGCAAAUUGAAAAGCUUCUGGAAAGGAUUCACCAUUCUAGAUGCCAUUAAGAACAUUCGUGAUUCAUGGGAGGAGGUAAAUGUAUCAACAUUAACAGGAGUUUGGAAGAAGUUGAUUCCAACCCUUAUGGAUGACUUUGAAGGGUUCAAGUCUUCAGUGGAGGAAGUAACUGCAGAUGUGAUGGAAAUAGCAAAAGAACUAGAAUUAGAAGUGCAGCCUGAAGACGUGAUUGAAUUGCUGCAAUCUCAUGAUAAAACUUUAACGGACGAGGAGCUGCUUCUUAUGGAUGAGCAAAGAAAGCAGUUUCUUGAGAUGGAAUCAACUCGUGGGGAAGUUGCUGUGAACACUGUCGAAAUGACGACGAAGGAUUUAGAAUAUUACAUAAACUUAGUUGAUAAAGCAGCGGCGGGGUUUGAGAGGAUUGACUCCAAUUUCGAAAGAAGCUCUAUUGUGGGUAAAAUGCUAUCAAACAGCAUCGCCUGCUACAGAGAAAUCUUUCGCGAAAGGAAGAGGCAAUCGAUGCGGCAAACUUCAUUGUUGUCUUAUUUUAAGAAAUUGCCACACCCGCCCCAGCCUUCAGCGACCACUGCCCUGAUCAGUCAGCAGCCAUCACCAUCGAGGCGAGACCCUCCAUCAGCAAAAAGAUUACGACUCGCUGAAAGCUCAAAUGAUGGUUAA
Euleptes europaea (tarantolino) is the source of this 1782-nucleotide messenger RNA. RefSeq names its product tigger transposable element derived 1 (gene TIGD1). Gene Ontology annotation, cellular component: nucleus. Gene Ontology annotation, molecular function: DNA binding. The record is from RefSeq and is a predicted model, not a curated record. The transcript has a single exon. The coding region runs from base 1 to 1782 and encodes 593 amino acids. Lineage: Eukaryota; Metazoa; Chordata; Lepidosauria; Squamata; Sphaerodactylidae.